AUGAUACUAAAUGAUCUAGGUCGCGGUGGUUUCAAUAAUAACCAAGGUCCUCCUUCUGAAGUUGUUGUCGCUGGUUCUUUUGUGAGUGCUUGUGAAGGAGAAAUGGUCUGCAAACUCAGUAAUGCUAAAGUGCCCUUUUUCAAUGCACCCAUUUACCUUCAAGACAAGACACAAAUUGGUAAAAUUGAUGAAAUCCUCGGUCCUUUGAACGAAGUUUUCUUUACUGUCAAAAUGCAAGAUGGACAAACUGCCUCUAAUUUCAAAGUGGAUGAUAAAGUAUACAUUGCUUUAGACAAACUUUUACCUAUGGAUCGAUUCUUACCUAAACCUAAGGUUGCUGGAAAAGCUUUUAAGCCUACUGGUCUUCAGGGCAAGGUUGAAAAGAAAUCAAAGCCUGCUGGUGGUCGUGGUGGCUUUGGUGGUGGUGGCCGCGGUGCUCCUCGUGGUGGUAGAGGCGGAUUUGGCGGCGGAUUUGGCGGCGGCGGAUUUGGUGGCGGCCGUGGUGGUGCUUCCCGUGGUGGUGGUAAUAGUCGAGGUGGUAAGUCACAUGGAUUGAAAAGAAAAAGAUGGACUAAAAGCAUUCUAUAG
Messenger RNA from Gilbertella persicaria, 588 nucleotides. RefSeq names its product Gar1/Naf1 RNA binding region-domain-containing protein. Gene Ontology annotation, molecular function: box H/ACA snoRNA binding. Lineage: Eukaryota; Fungi; Mucoromycota; Mucoromycetes; Mucorales; Choanephoraceae. Bases 1 to 588 code for a protein of 195 amino acids. Gene Ontology annotation, cellular component: box H/ACA snoRNP complex. Gene Ontology annotation, biological process: snoRNA guided rRNA pseudouridine synthesis; ribosome biogenesis. The record is from RefSeq and is a predicted model, not a curated record. The transcript has 3 exons.